This is a messenger RNA of Aspergillus saccharolyticus JOP 1030-1, 856 nucleotides long. RefSeq lists its product as uncharacterized. The record is from RefSeq and is a predicted model, not a curated record. The transcript is spliced from 6 exons. NCBI's taxonomy places the organism in Eukaryota, Fungi, Ascomycota, Eurotiomycetes, Eurotiales, Aspergillaceae. The coding region runs from base 23 to 856 and encodes 277 amino acids.
AUCGCUCUCUCGCUACAAUCCAAUGGUCGAAAAUCGAGGACCUUCGCUGCUGAUUAUCAAUGGCACCUUCGCCGCCAUCGCCACGGUCUUCGUGGUGCUUCGAGUCAUCUCCCGCGGGUACAUCCUCAAGAAACUUGGCCUCGAUGAUGCUAUGAUCGUGUUCGCGACAGUGCUCACCAAUUUAUUGGUAGUGCUGUCCGGCAUAGGGGUCAUGUACGGCGCAGGCAAGCACACAUGGGACUUGGACCCCAACGAUGCGCUGGCCGCAGCCAAGCUCCGAUUCAUCACCCAUAUCGUCUAUGUCAUCGCCAGCGGCUGCAUCAAGAUCUCGAUCUGUCUGCUCUACCUCCGCCUCUUCCCCAACCUCCACCUGAUCACCCUCAUGACCAUCGCCGUCAUCUCCGCCAUGAGCACCGCCCUCUUCCUGACGACCAUCUUCCAAUGCUCUCCGGUCGACGCCGUCUACAACGCCCAGAAAUACGAGCACUACUCGUGCAUCAACACUGUCGCCUACUGGUCCGCAAUCGGGACCUUGUACUUGGUGACCGACAUAUGGGUUCUGGUGUUGCCCAUUCCAACGAUCCAGGGACUGCAAACCACGCGACGCAAAAAAAUUGUCCUGACGGGGGUGCUCUCCCUCGGUGCUCUUGCCUGCAUCGCCAGCAUCGUUCGGAUGGUUUAUAUUGUCCAAUUAUACACGGGUUCGGAUCGAAGCUGGGAUAACGUGAGUGUCGCCAUCUGCUCCGGGGUGGAGCUGGCGCUGGGAAUCAUUGCGGCGAGCAUCCCCAGCCUGAAGCCGAUGAUCCACAAGUGGGUCCAGGGGUUCCAUAUCCAGAAGAGUGAAGCGUCGACUUGA